GAUCAGUUUAUUUAAUGGACAUUUUGCAGUCAAAUAAGUUCUAGUGGUUAAAGAAGAUUGGAGCGGUGGACGGAAGCCGUCGCAAGCAGUGUCCAUCACCUGCGACGUGCUACGGCCGCCUGCCUCCUUGGAGCAGUUUUAUCGUCCCUACAGAUAGCGAGUUAGCCAACUUAGCUCAUUUGUAAAUAUUAGCCAGCUAGCUAACGUUAGCGGCAUCUGGUCCCGUUAAAAUGGCCACCAUGGAGAAAUUGAUGAAGGCCUUUGAGUCUCUCAAGUCAUUCCAGCAACAGCAGGGACCACCAUCGGCCGAAGAGCUAGUUCAAAAACAGAAAAAAGAUCUUGCAACAACCAAAAAGGAUCGGGUGACCCACUGUCUGACUAUAUGUGAAAACAUUGUGGCACAGUCUCUGAGGACGUCGCCAGAGUUCCAGAAACUUCUGGGCAUCGCCAUGGAGAUGUUCCUGUUGUGCACCGAUGAUAAGGAGUCUGACGUCAGAAUGGUGGCGGACGAGUGCCUCAACAAAAUCAUCAAAGCAUUGAUGGACUCCAACUUACCCAGGCUGCAGCUGGAGCUGUACAAAGAGAUUAAGAAGAACGGUGCCUCCCGUAGUCUACGCGCUGCCUUGUGGAGGUUCGCAGAGCUGGCCCACCUCAUCCGGCCACAGAAGUGCAGACCUUACCUGGUCAACCUUCUGCCCUGUUUGACGCGGAUCGCCAAGCGUCAGGAGGAGAUGGUGCAGGAGACCCUGGCCUCCUCCAUCCCUAAGAUCAUGUCUGCCCUGGGCCAGUUCGCCAAUGACGGAGAGAUCAAGGUGCUGCUGAAAGCGUUUGUGGCUAACCUGAAGUCCAGCUCGCCCACCAUCCGCAGGACCGCAGCCAGCUGUGCCGUCAGCGUCUGUCAGCACUCACGCAGAACACACUACUUUUACACGUGGCUCCUCAACGUGCUGCUCGGCCUGGUGCUCCCGGUGGAUGAGGAGAGGCCUAACCACCUGAUCCUGGGCGUGCUGCUCACCCUGCGCUACCUGAUGCCCCUGCUCCAGCAGCAGGCGCCCAACACCAGCCUGAAGGGCAGCUUCGGCGUCAUGCGCAAGGAGGCCGACGUCUCCCCAUCCCCAGAACAGCUGGUCCAGGUGUACGAGCUGACGCUACACUACACGCAGCACGGCGACCACAACGUGGUGACGGCCUCCCUGGAGCUGCUCCAGCAGGCGUUCCGCACGCCGCCGCCCGAGCUGCUGCACAUGCUCACCACGCCGGGCGUGCUGCCGCGACACACCGCCUUCCGCCUGGACGCAGACGGCCGAGCCCGCAGCGGCAGCAUCGUGGAGUUCAUCGCUGGCGGAAGCUCAUCGUGGAGCCCGCUCCUCCUCAGGAAGCAGAAAGGAAAAGUGCUGUCGGGGGAGGAGGAGGGGUUGGAGGACGACCCUGAAACGAGGGCAGAGGUCACCGGCUCCUUCACAGCGUCCGUCACCAGCGAGUCGGGCGGCAGCGACGCGGCCUCGUCGUCGGGCGUGUCCUCGCUGACGCCGGCCGACAUCAUCACCCAGCAGCCGCGCUCCUCCCAGCGCGCCCUGCAGCCGGGCGACUCGGUGGAGCUGAGCGGCGCCGGGGGCGACAGCGGACCCGACGACAACGACAACGCCGGCGACGACGGCGACGAGGAGGACAUGCUGAGCCGCAGCUCCAGCGGCGGGGCGGGAGGAGGAGGAGGAGGAGCGGUCAUCCCCUCGACGGCGGCGACCAGCGAGGAGUCCGUGGACGACGCCGGCGACUCCAGGCAGGACCAGCCGCCGCCUCCGCAGCAGCAGCAGCAGCGGCCGUCGGUCGCCCCGAGCGACAGCUCCCAGACCACCACGGAGGGGCCCGACUCGGCCGCCACGCCCUCGGAGUGCCCCGAGCUCGUUCUGGAUGGUAGUGAGAGCCAGUAUUCAGGGAUGCAGAUCGGAACACUACAAGAUGAGGAGGAAGAAGGGGGCGCUCCUGGCCCAGACGAACCUCUGGAGUCCUUCUCCCAGUCCGUGCUCGCCAUGACGCGGCCCCACCUGCUGGAAGGGAAGGGGCACAACAGGCAGGCGUCGGACAGCAGCGUGGACCGCUUCAUACCAAAGGAUGAGCAGCUGGAGCCCACGGACCCGGAGCCCAAGCCGUCCAGGAUAAAAGGGGAGAUUGGACACUACACCGACCCCAAGGAGGAGCCUCUGGUCCACUGCGUGCGUCUGCUGGCCGCCUCCUUCCUACUGACUGGACAGAAAAAUGGGCUGGUGCCGGACAAGGAGGUGCGGGUCAGUGUGAAGGCCCUGGCCGUGAGCUGCGUGGGGGCGGCCGCUGCUCUCCACCCCGAGGCCUUCUUCAACACCCUCUACCUGGAGCCGCUGGAGGGCCUAGCCCCGGAUGAGCAACAGUACAUCAGCGACAUCCUGAGGUACGUGGACCACGGUGACCCGCAGAUCCGGGGGGCCACGGCCAUCCUGUGCGGCGCGCUGAUCCAGGCCAUCCUGCUCAAGACGCGCUUCAACGUGGAGACCUGGCUGGCCACCGUCCAGAGCGCAACUGGAAACCCCAUCUCGCUAGUGGACUUGGUGCCUUUGCUGCAGAAGUGCUUGCGGGACCAGUCGUCGGUGACCUGUAAGAUGUCCUGUGCUGCUGUGAGGCACUGCAUCAUGGCUUUGAGCAGUAGCAGCCUGAGUGAGCUGGGCCUGCGGCUGCUGAUUGACCUGCUGGCCCUGCGUGACUGCUCCUAUUGGCUCGUCCGCACCGAGCUGCUGGAGACGGUGGCCGAGGUGGACUUCAGAUUGGUGAAUUUCCUUGAGAGGAGAACGAAUAGUUUGCACAAAGGAGAGCAUCAUUACACUGGGCUGCUCAGACUACAGGACCGGAUCCUCAAUGAUGUCAUCGUCUAUCUUCUGGGGGACGAGGACCCCAGAGUCCGACAUGUUGCUGCUGCUACUGUCAGCAGGGUGGUGUCACGGCUGUUCUACGACUGUGACCAGGCGCAGGCUGACCCCGUGGUGGCCAUUGCACGGGAGCAGAGCAGCCUGUACCUCCAGCUGCUGAUGCACGAGACCCAGCCGCCCUCCCAGUUCACCGUCAGCACCAUCACCAGGACAUACAGGGGCUACAACUUGUCCCAGGGCACCUCAGACGUGACCAUGGAGAACAACCUGUCCCGCGUGAUCAGCGCAGUGUCUCACGCGCUCUCGUCCUCCACGUCCAGAGCCCUCACGUUUGGCUGCUGCGAGGCCCUGUGUCUGCUGAGCGGCAGUUUCCCAGUGUGUACCUGGAGCACAGGCUGGCACUGCGGCUACAUCAGCUCCUCCGCCAGCCACUUCAGCCGCACCAACCAGAGCCGUACCCGCGGACGCUCACACAGCCUGUCCCAGUCGAGUGCCCCUGAGGAGGCGCGGCGGUGCCUGACGGUGGGCAUGGCCAACAUGGUGCUGUCCCUGCUCUCCUCCGCCUGGUUCCCCCUGGACCUCUCCGCCCACCAGGACGCUCUGGUACUGGCCGGGAACCUGCUGGCCGCUGCGUCCCCCAAGUGCAUGAAGAGCCCGUGGAGCGGCGAGGAGGAGGGCAGCGCGGCGGCGGGGGCCAAGCAGGAGGAGCCGUGGCCGGCGCUCAGUGACCGCUCGCUCAUCGGCAUGGUGGAGCAGCUCUUCUCCCACCUGCUCAAGGUCCUCAACAUCUGCGCCCACGUGCUGGACGACACGCCGCCCGGCCCCGCCGUCAAGGCCACGCUGCCCUCCCUGGCCAACCCCCCGUCCCUGAGCCCCAUCCGCAGGAAGGGCAAGGACAAGGACACGGCCGAGCCGCCCGCUCCCAUGAGCCCCAAGAAGGGGGUCGACCCCAACACAGGCCGGCCAGCGGACAGCACAGUGGCUGCACCCGUCAACAAGUCCACCACCCUGGGCAGCUUCUACCACCUCCCUCCCUACCUGAAGCUCUACGACGUCCUCAAGGCCACCUAUACCAACUACAGGGUGACCCUGGACCUCCACAGCACCAAUGAGAAGUUUGGUGGUUUCCUGCGCUCCACUCUGGACGUGCUCUCCCAGCUGCUGGAGCUGGCCACGCUACACGACAUCGGGAAGUGUGUGGAGGAAGUCCUGGGGUACCUCAAGUCCUGCUUCUCCAGAGAGCCAACACUGGCCACUGUCUGUGUGCAACAGCUACUGAAGACGUUGUUUGGGACCAACCUGGCUUCCCAGUACGAGGGGGCCGCCUCGCACCCGUGCCGCUCCCAGGGGAAGGCCCUGCGUCUGGGCUCGUCCAGCCUGCGGCCCGGCCUCUACCACUACUGCUUCAUGGCCCCCUACACCCACUUCACCCAGGCGCUGGCCGACGCCAGCCUCAGGAACAUGGUGCAGGCCGAGCAGGAACAGGACGCCUCAGGGUGGUUUGAUGUCAUGCAGAAGGUUUCCAGUCAGAUGAGGUCCAGUAUCACCAACGUCACGCGCCACAGAGGAGACAAGAACGUCAUCCACAACCACAUCCGUCUGUUUGAGCCGCUGGUCAUCAAGGCCCUGAAGCAGUACACCACCAGCACCUCGGUGGCGCUGCAGAGGCAGGUCCUGGACCUGCUGGCCCAGCUCGUGCAGCUGCGGGUCAACUACUGCCUGCUGGACUCCGACCAGGUGUUCAUCGGCUUUGUUCUCAAGCAAUUUGAGUACAUUGAGUUGGGCCAGUUCAGGGAUUCGGAGGCGAUCGUGCCCAACAUCUUCUUCUUCCUGGUGCUGCUGUCGUACGAGCGCUACCACUCCAAGCAGAUCAUCAGCAUCCCAAAGAUCAUCCAGCUCUGUGACGGCAUCAUGGCCAGUGGGAGGAAGGCAGUUACUCACGCCAUCCCUGCCCUGCAGCCCAUAGUGCACGACCUGUUUGUGCUGCGGGGCUCAAACAAAGCUGACGCUGGGAAAGAGCUGGAGACCCAGAAGGAGGUGGUGGUGUCCAUGCUGCUGCGCCUCAUCCAGUACCAUCAGGUUCUGGAGAUGUUCAUCCUGGUCCUGCAACAGUGUCAUAAAGAGAACGAGGACAAGUGGAAGAGACUCUCUCGCCAGAUCGCUGACAUCAUCCUGCCUAUGAUCGGCAAACAGCAGAUGCAUCUGGACUCUCAUGAGGCGUUGGGAGUGCUCAACACACUGUUUGAGACGGUGGCUCCCUCCUCUCUGAGGCCUGUGGACAUGCUGCUCAAGAGCAUGUUCGUCACUCCGGCUACUAUGGCGUCGGUGGGCACGGUGCAGCUGUGGGUGUCGGGCAUCCUGGCGGUGCUGCGCGUGCUCAUCUCCCAGUCCACCGAGGACAUCGUGCUGUCGCGCGUGCAGGAGCUGUCCCUCUCCCCCUACCUGCUGUCCUGCCCCACCAUCCGCCGGCUGCACAGCGAGGUGGCCGCCCAGGCGCCCCCGCCCCCGCCCCCGCAGCCGGCCGCCGGCCAGGAGACCAACGGGGAGCCCCAGCGCUUCCCACCGGAGGAGACCUUCGCCAGGUUCCUGCUGCAGCUGGUGGGGGUGUUGCUGGAGGACAUCUCCAGUAAGCAGGUGAAGGUGGACAUGAGUGAGCAGCAGCACACCUUCUACUGCCAGCAGCUGGGCACCCUGCUCAUGUGCCUCAUCCACAUCUUCAAGUCCGGAAUGUUCCGGCGCAUCACCGCCGCUGCCACCAAGCUGCUGAAGGCCGAGGGUCCGGCGUCGGGGCCGGGGUCGGGGGUCGGCGUGGGCGAGGGCGGCAGCUUCUACACCCUGGAGGGCCUGAACGCGCUGGUGCUGCGCCUCAUCACCACCCAUCCCCCGCUGGUGCUGCUCUGGUGCCAAGUGCUGCUCAUCAUCAACUACACCAACUACACCUGGUGGUCCGAGGUGCACCAGACGCCCAGGAGGCACAGCAUGUCCAGCACCAAGCUGCUGAGUCCGCACUCGUCCGGGGAGGGCGAGCAGGACAGGCUGGAGAUGCGGCUGGCCAUGUGCAACCGCGAGAUCGUCCGCCAGGGGGCGCUCAUCCUCUUCUGUGACUACGUGUGCCAGAACCUGCACGACUCGGAGCACUUGACGUGGCUGACGGUGAAUCACGUGCGGGAGCUGAUCAGUCUCUCCCACGAGCCCCCGGUGCAGGACUUCAUCAGCGCUGUCCACCGCAACUCCGCUGCCAGCGGCCUCUUCAUCCAGGCCAUCCAGUCCCGCUGCGACAAUCUGACCAACCCCACCAUGCUGAAGAAGACGCUGCAGUGCCUGGAGGGGAUGCACCUGAGCCAGUCGGGGGCGCUGCUCAUGCUCUACGUGGACAAGCUGCUCAGCACGCCCUUCAGGGUGCUCGCCCGCAUGGUGGACACGCUGGCCUGCCGCCGCGUCGAGAUGCUGCUGGCCGAGACGCUGCAGAACAGCAUAGCUCAGCUGCCUGUGGAGGAGCUGGACCGCCUGCAGGAGUAUCUGCAGAGCAGCGGACUGGCCCAGAGGCACCAGAGGUUCUACUCCCUGCUGGACAGGUUCCGAGCCUCUCUCCCCGACGAGACGACGAGCCCCUCGGCACCGGUCAGCACACACCCACUGGACGGAGAGCCACCCCCUCCCACGCAGAACGUGGUCGCUGAUAAGGAGUGGUACGUGACGUUAGUGAAGUCUCAGUGCUGUCUGGGCGGAGAGGGGGCGUUGUAUGAGACCACGGAGCUGCUGACCAAACUGCCCCAGGAGGACCUCAGCGCCAUCAUGGCCUGCAAGGAGUUCAAUCUGGCCCUGCUGGCCCCCUGCCUGAGUGUUGGGGUGCAGAGGUUAACCCAAGGUCAGGGUGGCCUCCUAUUGGACACUGCUCUCCAGGUGACCAUGGAUCGCCUGUCCGCCACCACUCAGCUCCUCCCCCUCCCCCACCGCUCCUUCCUGCCGCCCACCGAUGCCGAGGCGGAGCCUGAAGGCUACUGGGACAAACUGGCCGACGUCUAUAGCGAGCCGGGCUUCUAUCAGACGGUGCUGAGCCUGUGUGGAGCUCUGAGUCAGUACCUGCUGUCUCUGCCAAAGCUGCCCUCCGCCCUACAGAUCACCCCACACAGAGAGGCCCUGGUGGCCUCCUUCACCACCCUCACCAUAGAGACGGUGGUGUGGCGCGUGCUGCAGGACCAGCUCCCCCUGAGUGUGCAGCUGCAGGCGUCGCUGUCCUGCGUGUGUCUGGCGCUGCAGCAGCCGGCCGUCUGGACGCUGCUGGCCUCGGCCCCCUACCUCAGCCAGGCCAUGUCCAUCAUCCACUGCGUCCGCCUGCUCAUCCACGCAGUCGCUGUGGGGCCUGGUGACCAGCUUCUCCGACCGGAGAGAAAGAGGUCCAACUCGGAAUCUGGGGAAGAUGAAGUGGACUCAGCCAAAGACGAUGUGAGUAAGCAGCGUGCGUGUGAGGUGAUGGUUGAGCUGGUGGAGGGCCUGCAGACGGCGCUGUUUCUGGGCCACCCUCGGAACCGCUCCAUCCCAGCAUUCCUCACUCCCACCCUGCGCAACGUCAUCAUCAGCCUCGCCAGGCUGCCGCUCGUCAACAGCUACACCCGCGUGCCGCCACUGGUGUGGAAGCUGGGCUGGUCCCCCAGGCGUGGUGGGGAGUUUGGGACGGCACUGCCAGAGAUCCCUGUGGAGUUCCUGCAGGAGAAGGACGUCUUCAGGGAGUUCCUGUACCGCAUCAACACUCUGGGGUGGAGCAGUCGGACGCAGUUUGAGGAGACCUGGGCCACGCUGUUGGGGGUGCUGGUCACCCAGCCAAUCGCCAUGGACCAGGAAGAGGAGAGUCCGCAGGAGGAGGAUCUGGAGCGGACUCAGAUUAACGUGCUUGCGGUGCAGGCCAUCACCUCUCUGGUGCUGAGCGCCAUGACUCUUCCUGUGGCGGGAAAUCCCGCUGUCAGCUGCCUGGAGCAGCAACCGCGCAACAAGACCCUCAAAGCCCUGGAUACUAGGCUCGGGAAGAAGCUGAGCGUGAUCCGGGGGGCCGUGGAGAGAGAGAUCCAGUCCAUGGUGUCCAAGAGGGACAACGUGUCCACACACUUCCCUUACCAGGCCUGGGACCCCGUGCCCUCCCUCUCCUCCUCCUCCGCAGGCACCCUGAUUAGCCAUGAGAAGCUCCUGCUGCAGAUCAACACGGAGAGAGAGAUGGGCAACAUGGAGUAUAAACUGGGCCAGGUGUCCAUUCAUUCGGUGUGGCUGGGGAACAACAUCACCCCUCUGAGGGAGGAGGAGUGGGAUGAGGAUGAAGAGGAUGAGACAGAUGCCCCAGCACCAGCCUCACCCCCCAUCUCUCCCAUCAACUCAAGGAAGCACCGUGCUGGGGUAGACAUCCACUCCUGCUCCCAGUUCCUCUUGGAGCUCUACAGUCAGUGGAUCCUGCCUGGGAGCCCUAGCAACCGCAAGACCCCCGUCAUCCUCAUCAGUGAGGUGGUGCGAUCGCUGCUGGCGGUGUCGGACCUCUUCACUGAGCGGAACCAGUUUGACAUGAUGUUCUCCACCCUGAUGGAGCUGCAGAGAGUUCACCCCCCUGAGGACGAGAUCCUCAACCAGUACCUCGUGCCAGCCAUCUGCAAGGCCGCCGCCGUGCUGGGCAUGGAUAAGGCCACAGCGGAGCCUGUGUGUCGGCUGCUGGAGACGACGCUGAGGAGCACCCACCUGCCCAGUCGUAUCGGGGCGCUGCACGGGGUCCUCUACGUGCUGGAGUGUGACCUGCUGGACGACACCGCCCGCCAGCUCAUCCCCACCGUCAGCGACUACCUGCUCUCCAACCUCCGCACCCUCGCACAUUGUGUGAACCUACAUAACCAGCAGCACGUGUUGGUGAUGUGUGCUGUGGCGUUCUACAUGAUGGAGAACUACCCUCUGGAUGUGGGGUCAGAGUUCAACGCUGGCAUCAUCCAGUUGUGCGGGGUGAUUCUGUCGGCCAGUGAGGAGGCCACUCCGUCGGUCAUCUACCACUGCGUGCUGCGGGGGCUGGAGCGGCUGCUGCUGUCGGAGCAGCUGUCCCGCGUGGACGCGGAGACGCUGGUCAAGCUCAGCGUGGAGCGCGUCAACAUGCCCAGCCCCCACCGCGCCAUGGCCGCCCUGGGCCUCAUGCUCACCUGCAUGUACACAGGUGACCCGGACGACGCAGGAAAGGAGAAGGUCAACCCUGGUCACCCUGGGGACGGCGACCCAACUGCCACAGACAGUGAGACGGUCAUUGUUGCUAUGGAGCGUGUCUCUGUGCUCUUUGACAGGAUCCGUAAGGGCUUCCCUUGUGAAGCGCGCGUGGUGUCGCGUAUUCUGCCCCAGUUCCUGGACGACUUCUUUCCCCCUCAGGAUGUGAUGAACAAGGUCAUCGGAGAGUUCCUGUCCAAUCAGCAGCCUUACCCCCAAUUUAUGGCAACAGUAGUCUAUAAGGUGUUCCAGACGCUGCACGCCACCGGCCAGUCGUCCAUGGUGCGCGACUGGGUGCUGCUAUCCCUCUCCAACUUCACCCAGCGCACGCCCGUGGCCAUGGCCAUGUGGAGCCUGACCUGCUUCUUCGUCAGCGCCUCCACCAGCCAGUGGAUCUCCGCUCUCCUGCCUCACGUGGUCAGUCGCAUGGGCAGGUCAGACACAGUGGACGUCAGCCUCUUCUGCCUGGUGGCCAUGGACUUCUACCGGCACCAGAUCGACGAGGAGCUGGACCGCCGCGCCUUCCAGUCCGUCUUCGAGAUGGUGGCCGUGCCGGGCAGUCCGUACCACCAGCUCCUGUGCUGCCUCCAGAGUAUCCACCAGGACACUCCGCUGUGAGCGAGCCGGUCAAGCCCCGCUUAGCGCACGCCGCGACACCUCGUCAAAGUCACAGUCUGUCAGUGUGUCGUCAUCUGCCACCACAACACCUCCAUGUUAACGCUCCCCUGUUAUCCUCAGCGAAUGGGGAGGCCUGUUUCGUCCAGAGGCCCAUCUGUGGUUGUAGUAACCACGGAUGCAUUGUCACCAAGACCACAGCCCCCCUCAAAGGAGUUCUAGAAUCACUGUGAGGUAGCCUUCCCACAAUGCACAGGGACUCCUUGCCGAGUGAUUGACAUUUCUAGAGCAAACCAAGAAGUCGUACUAAAAGUCCCCCCCCUCUGGAAAAUCUGAAACCGUUAUGCCACCAUCCCCACGUAAAGUAUGCCACCGUGUUUAGUCGUGGGCGCUUUCUUUGCAUGCAAACACAUUACGCUUGUGUUCACAAGACUCUGGUGAAUCGAGACUGUCAGAUGAACGCCUCCUGAACGUGGAUCCAACGUGUCCAAGCAACAGGGUCUGACAGAGACCUCCACCUCCUUCCUGCCUGCCAGACAGCCAGCAACUUUUGGCAGAGGCUUGUAAAGCGGCCAUUCAACUGACAAAAAGGCCUCCCUAGGAAGUGGUCUUCAUCUCAAUCCCAGGUCUUUUCCACUCCUCCAUAACUCUCCCUGUUUGUCUCUGUGGUCUACAAGGUGGGGGCUAACGUUAACUUCCGAAGGCUUUCACUUACCCACUUCUUCUCUCUGCCAUGCCCCCACCCCUUUUCUGUCUUUGUCUGAAAAGAAAAAAAAAAAAAUAACAACAUUCCUUGAUUAUUAUGACUAUUGUUAUUAUUUUGCACGAAUGUUGCAUUGCUCUGUGGAUCUGUCCUCCAGCACUUGAACACUGAACAGAAGAUAUUAUAACUUAAUUUGUAUCUACUGUAUAUCCUCUCCUGAAGGAAGUAUGCUUGAGCCAUGGCGUAAUCACAAAAAUCAUGAAAUCAUUAAAUAAGACUGAGGAUGUAGAAUAUUUAAAAGUAAAAUGUGGUCGAUACUUCUAUUUUUUUGGUGCCGUUUUUGUUACAGUCUUUCAGGAGUGAUCUCAAGGGGCCUUUUUUCCAAAGGGGGUUGAAAUCUCAGUGUCUUGUGUGUGUGUGACUCUCAUCUGGUUAAUUUUUUUUAUCAUUAUCUUGGUCACUUGUCAAUACUGGACUGCUCUUGAUGGAGAGGAAAAUGGAAAAAUAUUGUGAAAGCUAUGGUAAUGUGAAAGGUAGAAGGUUUGGUAAAAGCCAUAAUAACCAUACUUUUGUUUCUCUAUUGAUUGUAUUGUCAUGGUGGACAACAUUAUUCUUUGUUGUUAAGCAUGUUGCAACAAGUUGUUUGUCCAUUAAGGCAACAGCCUUGCGUAGUGUGACUGUUUAAUCUCAGGACACGAGAUGUGAUUAUUGAUCCCCAUAAUGACUAGAAGCUAUAUUUUAAUGGAGGGUGUAUCUAUAUUGUGUAAUAUGUGUGAAGGAAGACAACAAAUACAGAAAUCUGAGAGGAUGUGUGUUUAAUCAUGGAACAUGGGCGAUCCAGAUGUCCCGUUGCCACUGUUUGUCCAGCACACAGCAUCGUUGACGCUAACCUCUGAAUGCCCACUUUUUUUUGUGUUGUUGUUGUUUUGUUGUUUUUAAAAAAAGAAAAAUAGGCCUGUGUCUCGUUACGUAUGCUUUGUUGAUUCAUUUGACAACGAAAUUCUCUUAAUGAGAAACUGUCUGAGCACUACUGAACUGUAAUAAAAUAAAAUCAACAAUAAAUUACAUUUUAUAAUCUUA
This is a messenger RNA of Sardina pilchardus (European sardine), 11517 nucleotides long. RefSeq names its product huntingtin (gene htt). Lineage: Eukaryota; Metazoa; Chordata; Actinopteri; Clupeiformes; Clupeidae. The record is from RefSeq and is a predicted model, not a curated record. Bases 231 to 9737 code for a protein of 3168 amino acids. The transcript has 67 exons. Gene Ontology annotation, cellular component: cytoplasm; nucleus.